AGUAAUCUAGUUGAUUGCUUGCUGAGCUAAGUGCCGACAAAUACGUCACACUAUAUAGUAGUCGCAGUCAUUACACGGAUGACGUUUAUUUUCCUAGUAUUGUUUUGUACAACGACAAUACAAUUUACUAUAAUAUAAUUAUUUGAUUUUAAGAAUAUUUAAUAUUAUAUGAUUUAUGUAUAAAAUUUUGUUUUAACAUUUCCGGUUUAUUCAGUAGUUAUAUUUAUUACAUACUUACACGGCUACAUCUAAAAAUGGCAAAUCCAAGUGUUGAAGUUUUAUAUAAUCAGAUAUUUAUCAACAAUAAUUUUGUAAACUCAGUAAGUGGAAAAACAUUUCCUACUAUAAAUCCUGCAAAUAAAAACAAAAUUAUCGAUGUCGCCGAAGCUGAUAAAGGUGAUGUUGAUUUGGCUGUUAAUGCAGCAAAAACUGCGUUUAAACCAGAUUCUGAGUGGCGUAAAAUGGACGCAUCUGCCCGAGGCAAAUUGAUGCACAAGUUAUCAGAAUUGAUAGAUAAGCACAAAAUUCAUUUAGCAAAUUUAGAGUCUUUGGACAAUGGUAAACCAUUUAACGAUUCAUUAUUGGACAUAGAUAUGGCUGUUUCAACUCUUCAAUAUUAUGCCGGAUUUGCUGACAAAAUUCAUGGAAAAACUAUUCCAACAGAUGGGCCACAUUUUGCAUUCACUAAACGUCAACCUGUUGGAGUUGUUGGACAAAUUAUUCCUUGGAACUAUCCAAUUUUAAUGCUGGCAUGGAAAUGGGGACCAGCUCUUGCUACUGGAUGUACAAUUGUACUUAAACCAGCUGAACAAACUCCUCUCACUGCCUUGCAUAUAGCUGCACUAUCAAGAGAAGCAGGAUUUCCCGAUGGAGUCAUUAACGUUGUACCUGGGUAUGGUCCGACUGCAGGUCAAGCUAUAGCUAGCCAUCACAACAUAAAUAAAGUGGCAUUUACUGGAUCAACAGAAGUUGGAAAAUUAAUCAUGGAAGAGGCAGCCAAGUCUAAUUUAAAACGUGUAUCAUUAGAGUUAGGCGGAAAAAGUCCUUUGGUAAUAUUCGAUGAUUUUGAUGUUGAUGAAGCUGCUAAAAUUGCUCAUGAUGCUGUGUUUGCCAACAUGGGGCAGAAUUGCUGUGCUGGUUCUAGAACAUUUGUUCAAGAAGGUAUUUAUGAACAAUUUGUUGAAAAAGCUGCCAGCUUGGCAUCUCAAAAGAAAGUAGGAGACCAAUUUGAUGUUGAUACGCAAGUUGGGCCUCUGGUAAACGAAGAGCAAUACAACAAAGUCUUGAGUAUGAUUGAAUCUGGUAAAGUAGAAGGAGCUAAAGUAGAGGCUGGUGGGUCUAAAGUAGGUGAUACAGGAUAUUUUGUGUAUCCCACUGUAUUCUCAAAUGUGACUGAUAACAUGAAAAUCGCUAAAGAAGAAAUUUUUGGGCCAGUUCAGCAGAUUAUUAAAUUUAAAACUUUAGAUGAAGUGAUAAAACGUGCAAAUGACACUAAAUAUGGAUUAGCUGCUGGAGUAUUAACUAACAAUUUGGACACUGCAAUGAAAUAUAUAGACAAUGUUAAUGCUGGUUCAGUUUGGGUUAAUUGUUAUGAUGCCGUUAAUGUCCAAUGUCCAUUUGGAGGGUUUAAGCAGUCCGGACAAGGAAGAGAGUUAGGAGAAGAAGGUCUAAAGGAAUACUUGGAAUUAAAAUCAGUCACAAUCAGAAAGAAUUAUAACUGUUAAAAAGAGUAGGUACUAUUGAUACGGUAAAAUAUUACUCAUAUUUAUUAUUGAUUCAAAUGUAUAUUGUAUUAUAAAAUUAUACAAUUGACUAAUACAAAAUGUUCAGUAAAUACUAAA
Molecule: messenger RNA, 1841 nt
Organism: Metopolophium dirhodum (rose-grain aphid)
Lineage: Eukaryota; Metazoa; Arthropoda; Insecta; Hemiptera; Aphididae
Product: aldehyde dehydrogenase, mitochondrial-like
Exons: 11
Coding region: 255-1724 (489 amino acids)
Molecular function (GO): aldehyde dehydrogenase (NAD+) activity
Source: RefSeq, a predicted model, not a curated record